Molecule: messenger RNA, 1308 nt
Organism: Stegastes partitus (bicolor damselfish)
Lineage: Eukaryota; Metazoa; Chordata; Actinopteri; Pomacentridae
Gene: isl2a
Product: ISL LIM homeobox 2a
Exons: 6
Coding region: 1-1206 (401 amino acids)
Biological process (GO): positive regulation of transcription by RNA polymerase II; axonogenesis; neuron fate specification
Cellular component (GO): nucleus
Molecular function (GO): cis-regulatory region sequence-specific DNA binding; DNA-binding transcription factor activity, RNA polymerase II-specific
Source: RefSeq, a predicted model, not a curated record
AUGAUCUUUGUUUUCUCCCCACCUCUCCGAGCAGGAAUACAAGUUUAUCAUCCAGCAGGGACGGGACGCUCUCCUCUGCCGCUCCUCUUCCCCAUCUGUCGGCUUGCACUCGACUAUUUCUCCUGUAUGGUGGAUAUCCUGCUCAACACUUCUUUCUUGGAUGAUAUGGGGGAUCAUUCCAAAAAGAAGUCGGCAAUCGCAAUGUGUGUGGGCUGUGGAAGUCAGAUACACGACCAGUACAUCCUGAGAGUCUCCCCGGACCUGGAGUGGCAUGCAGCCUGCCUCAAGUGUGCAGAGUGCAGCCAGUAUCUGGACGAGACCUGCACUUGCUUCGUCCGGGACGGAAAGACUUACUGUAAAAGAGAUUACGCAAGGUUAUUUGGCAUCAAAUGCGCAAAGUGUAACAUGGGCUUCUGCAGCAGCGACCUGGUGAUGAGAGCCCGGGACAACGUCUAUCACAUGGAGUGUUUUCGCUGCUCGGUGUGCAGCCGGCACCUCCUGCCGGGGGACGAGUUCUCCCUGCAGGACGACGAGCUGCUGUGCCGGGCGGACCACGGCUUGCUGGUGGAGAGGGCCUCAGCCGGGAGCCCGCUCAGCCCGGGCAGCAUCCACACCAGACCGCUGCACAUCUCAGAUCCAGUUUCGGUCCGGCACCCUCCUCAUCACCGCAACCACGUCCACAAGCAGUCCGAGAAGACCACCCGAGUCCGGACGGUGCUGAACGAGAAGCAGCUCCACACCCUGCGGACCUGCUACAACGCCAACCCGAGGCCGGACGCCCUGAUGAAGGAGCAGCUGGUGGAGAUGACCGGCCUGAGCCCCAGAGUGAUCCGCGUCUGGUUCCAGAACAAGCGCUGCAAAGACAAGAAGAAGUCCAUCCUGAUGAAGCAGCUCCAGCAGCAGCAACACAGCGACAAAACGAAUCUGCAGGGCCUCACAGGAACACCUCUGGUGGCAGGCAGUCCCAUCCGGCACGACAACACCGUGCAGGGGAAUCCUGUGGAGGUGCAAACCUACCAGCCUCCGUGGAAAACCCUCAGCGACUUCGCCCUGCAGACCGACCUGGACCAGCCUGCCUUCCAGCAACUGGUGUCUUUCUCUGAAUCGGGCUCUUUGGGAAACUCCUCGGGUAGUGAUGUGACCUCUCUGUCCUCGCAGUUACCGGACACACCGAACAGUAUGGUGCCGAGUCCCGUCGACACGUGAGGAGGCAUCGGGGUCAGCUGGAGGCCCCCCCCACCACCUCCCCCUCGGAGCUCUCAGCCACACAGGAAUGCGCAAAAAUACGCGCAAAAGAGCCCAGCGACA